AUGACGGGCGGUUCGUCGUCGGCCAACGCGUCGCAACCGGAAGAGGUGUGCUUCGUGUGCUCCGACAUUUCGACCGGUUAUCAUUACGGAGUGCCUUCUUGCAAUGGAUGGUACGUUUUUUUUUUAAUUUUAAACGGAUAAAGCUCCAAUUGUCAUGCUUUUGCGCUUAAAACAAUCGUUUUGGCGUAUUUAUCGAUUUUUCCAAAAAAUCGCAAAAAUAAAAAGUUUCCAGCAAAACCUUCUUCCGCAGGACAAUAAUGAAGAACCAAACGUUUCAAUGUCAAUUCAACGGAAAGUGUCCGGUCGACAAAAGUGAGUAAUCACAGUUUUGCCACUAAAAACCUCGAAAAAUCGAUAUUUUUGCAGGUAUCCGAUGCGCGUGUCGUCAUUGUCGCUUCGAAAAGUGCAUUCAGGUGGGAAUGGACCGGAACGCGAUCCAACAGAACCGCGAUCCGAUCGGAUACACGAAGAGAACGAGACGAUAUCCGCCGAUCAAGAAGGUCGAGGCGAGCGAGGAGUGCUCUCCGGCUCAGGUAGCCUUUUUUUUGUUGGAAUUGCUAAGCCAAAGCGGAGAUUUUUGUGAAAAAACGUUGGGAAUUACAGAUUUCGGACAGCGACCGCAACGAAGACCUCUUUCUGUCGCACCUGGCGGCCACCGAGCAAAAGUGUGGAGCUCUGAGGCUCGCAGAGUUCAUGCCCUCGCGGAACCUUCUCGAAGCCGUCGUCUCGCCGUGUCUCCUUUCCGAUGAAGCGUUCAUGGCCGAGCACGCGGUUCUGGUAAGCGUGUAACUUUGGAAUGAGACGUUUUUAGACUAAAUUAUUAAAUUUUAUACAUUUUUUGCAGUUGAUAACAUUUUGGCCGAAACAUUCGUUCUCGAGAUAUAAUGAGGCUAUUCAGCGUAUGUUUGUUUUCCGUUUUUUUUACAUCGCUGAAUUGGAUUUUUUGAGGUAAACGGAAAAAAAUCAUUUUUUUCACAGCCUGAAUAACCCCAUAAGCCUUCAAAAAUAGAACUCUAUUGAGCUUAUAACUCAAGAACGAAGCAUUUUGGAACAAAAUUGAACAUUUUUGCAGUUGACAGUUUAUAACAUUUUGAACAAAUCAAGGGCACCGAAGCAAAAAAUGCAAUUUCAGUCGCCACGUCACCGCAUCAACACGCUCCGCUUCGCCACACAAACCGACUACCACUACUGGCACGAGCGCGACUGGUUCGUGAUGAUCGAGUGGGCGAAGACUCUGCCCGUCUUCCAGACCCUUCCCUUUCCGGACAAGGUAGGCGUCAGAGUUGAGCGGAAGAACUCAACGGAAGAACACGGAACAAUUUUUAUCUGUUUUAGAAAAUUUUUUCAUGAAAUGUGAUCAACUGACGAAAUGUAGAGCAAAGUGAACUCUGCUCAUAGAAAAAUAAUUGUAAAUUUAGCUUUUCAUACAAAAAAGUUAUUCGAGACGGAAGACGGAAGGACAUUUUCACGGAACAACUCGAAUAACUUUUUUGUAUGAAAAGCUAAAUUUACAAUUAUUUUUCUAUGAGCAGAGUUCACUUUGCUCUACAUUUCGUCAGUUGAUCACAUUCCAUGAAAAAAUUUUCUAAAAAAGAUAAAAAUUCUUCCGUGUUCUUCCGUUGAGUUCUUCCGCUCAACUCUGGUAGGCGCCACAGAAACCUCUUCAAAAAAGCCGAUCGUUUUGUAGCUGGCACUUCUCCGCCACUCGGCCAUCACCUACCCAUCGCUGGUUCACGUCUUCAACUCGCCGGACCACGGUCUCGACACGAUCGUCUUCCCCGACGGCGCCUACUUUGACCGUACGCCCGAACCGACGAGGUACCUACCAACCACACUAGUCGCCUCGCUUUAAACACAUUCCGGUUCCACUUCAGACCGCUGGGAUUCAACAAAAAAAAGUACCAAAUGCUCGAUCAGUUGCUCAAACCGAUGAGGUCAAUGGACAUUGACAUCACCGAAUUCGCCGCCUUCAAAGCCAUCUUCUUUCUGAAUCCGGAUGCCGAUGACGUGGAUUCGGCGGCGAAAAAGCUGUUGAGCGACGGGCGAUCGUCGAUCACGAACGCGUUGUACCGGUACAUGGUCAAAAAGAAGGGAGCCGAGGACGCCGGAGAUCGGUACGCCUCAAAAACCAAGGAUAAAUUUUCAAAGACAGUUCAGAUUCGGUCGUCUGCUCCUGCUUGGCACGGUACUCGCGACGAUGGCCGUCGAAAUGAAGGAGGCGGUGCUCGUUGCCGACUUUUUCGAUCAAAUCCAAUUCUCCACGUUUGCAAAGCAACUUUUGUUCGGCAUCAAAAAUGAGCCUCAAUAA
Messenger RNA from Caenorhabditis sp. 36 PRJEB53466, 2308 nucleotides. The record is from the annotation of a GenBank genome assembly. Lineage: Eukaryota; Metazoa; Nematoda; Chromadorea; Rhabditida; Rhabditidae.